Molecule: messenger RNA, 3564 nt
Organism: Schizophyllum commune H4-8
Lineage: Eukaryota; Fungi; Basidiomycota; Agaricomycetes; Agaricales; Schizophyllaceae
Exons: 13
Coding region: 38-3547 (1169 amino acids)
Source: RefSeq, a predicted model, not a curated record
CACCAACCUCGUUAAGCGUCGCUGCAUCGCCUACUACAUGCUGAAAUCCCAGAAAGUCGAAGCGGAGGUGGUAGAGGAUGAAGACGAUGCAGGAUACCACUCUCCAGGGUUCAUCACGGCCUGCCUUGCCGUGAAUCUCAACGAUGUGCACCCGGGCCCCGGCCUCUGUAACCCAAAAUUCCAUGCAAGUCUCGAGCACCACGACAUUCGCGACAAUCCUGAAUUCACAACAUACUUUCUUGUUCUCGCAGACGAGCAUCACGGUGGCGGUGUUUAUAUCGACAAGGACGACCUAGGAUGGUCGCUGCAAGGCAUCAACCCAAAGCCGAAGGUCCUGCAGCGUACUUCGUGGCGAGCCUGCGUUAGCUCAUGGCAGAACAUGUGCCGACUCGCCCUGCACUCGCACACCCCGCCGAAGGCCAUCGACGAUUGGCUCGCUCGCAGCAUUUCCCCGUCCGCUCCAACAACGUCUUGCCCUCCUCUUCUCACCGCUUCCUCCUCAUUCUCAUCGUCAACUUCUGUCUCGCAAACAGCUCCCACAUCAUCGGGCAAGUCCCGCUCGGCUGCACCUACUCGGGAUACGACCAGGGAUGGAUCAUCCACACGUCUUGCGUCUCCGGUCGUCAAACCGGUGCUGCGCUCAGCAACACCCCUUCACCAGCCAUCGCGAGAUCUGUCGCCUGUCACCCCCACCGCAACGCGUGCGCCUUGGGGCGCAGCCGCUGAAUCUUCUCCAAUUCCCGCGAUACGCGCGCCUAGUUCCGCUCCUAUCCGCGGCCUGAAGACUCCGCAGAAGCUUCUCUUUGCUUCAAGGGGUGCAACUCCCGAAGGUGGCGUAGUGACGAGCAGUCCCAAGCGCGCGGAGCAGCUACUGGAGGAACAUGGGGAGGUUUUUAUCUCUCGCAGCCAUUCAGGCUUGGCGCAAGCCGUCGACUAUCUCUUCGAAGUGGGAAUUCUAGAGGCACACGAGGUCUUCAGCCUGCAAGAAGGUCAACAGCUAUCCGGCGACAAAUCGCCUAUAGCUGUAAUAAGGGGCUCACGAAGCAGGGAUAUACUGCACGAAUCAUGCAGCGUGGUGCGACGAGCACGGCGGAAGGGCAAGUCUGUCGAGCCAGAAGCAGUUUGUACCGCCCAUGUUCGCGGUCGAACACCUUGGGCGCUGGGGACGAAGCGCGUGUUCAUGCUGCGAUUCUUCCCUCAGUGGUCGUGUCUGUCGAGGCGCAAGCGCGGACCCUUCUACGACCACGUCGUCUGCGCAUUCAUCGCUAAGUACGGCAUGUACUUCGACGUCACGACCGACCUCGAGGAGGACAUAGACGAUCCCGACCCUACCGGCGACGAGAUCGACCACACCACGUACAGUCCCGAGGAGUGUCUGCUUCGUACUGUAUACACCGAUUCACUGCGUACUCGGAUCAGCCAGUGGUUUCGCGAUGAGGAGCAACGCAUCACCAAGGCAGAGGCGGACGAGGUCGACAUUACCAAGAUCCUGGACUCGCACGUCGCGACCACCGCACCGACAAAGACGCCCGCCAACCUCCGCAUCACACAUUACUACUCAUCGCAUCACUACACCACACGCGUCAAGGCUACUUUCGAGCCUGUCUGGGCAGCUGCCCAGGCGGAGUGGGCAGCAAAAUGCAAGGCCUGGAAGGAGGCCGGCGUUCCUAUCUGCACCGACGAGGAGCCCGCCGAGGUCGCCAUACGCACCCGCAUAACCAACGAGUGCUGGGAACGAGAGUCUGAGUCGUUUCGGGCCCUCGUCACUCUCGCACACGAUCAGGAGAAGGAGGCCAAGCGAGCGGCGCGCGAAGCAGCAGCUCAGGCGCCAUCGGGGCCAGUCGUCCUGCGUACUCCGCAGGAUUACCAGAGGGCUAUUGACAAUGCGGCGGUGUACAUCCAGCCUACCGCAGAUGCCUUUGCUGCUAAGCUGGGCAUGCUAUGUGUGGUUCUGCUCGUUGGACCAUUACCUGAAGAGGGUGGUGCGAUCGGGAUGGUCAGUAUACACUCCGGCGAGUUACCUGGCGGCAUACAGUGGUUCGAUUUUGACCGGCAAGGAUAUGCCCUCACCGAGCGGUCGUUGAUAGGGUUUGGGGAGCAGGUGUUCUCCAAGCAGGAGCGCGCAAAGCGUGCUAUCAACCAUCUGAACAACACGGUCUCCACACUCGCCACCACCUCUGGCACGACCUCGCGUAUCCGGAGUCCCUCCCAACAGCCGCAAUCAUCACGCGCGGCCUCUAUCAGAGUCCUCUCAUCGUGGUCGGACUCUCACUCGUGCGCCGCCCCCUCGCAAACCCUCUCUCCAUCCGCCAUCUUCGGCUUGUACACCGCCACCGUCUCCCGCGCGUUCUGCCCUUCGUACACCGCCUCUUACGCGCACGUUGUCGCCUACUCGCACGUUGCCGCUCCAGUCCACUUCUCCGGCACCUUCGCCUCCUCGCGUGCCAUCACCCUCUCGCGCGCCAUCUCCUUCCUGUGCGCCAUCGCCCUCUUGCGCGCCUACCCCUCAUCAUGCACCAUCGCCUUCUCCAUUGCCUUCGGCAUCGCGGACUUCAUUGAAGGCGACGCACAUGUCGUCUGGUCGACCACCUCCACCAAUCAGUGGCCGCUCCACAUCCGGGACGCAUUCGCGGCCUUCAUGCAAGGACGCCAUUGGGGAACGAGCUUCGCUGACGCCGUCCAAGCCUUCCUUCAGCUCGAAGGCUCCUUUGGCUUCCCUCUCAUCAGCGAUGACCGCCGUCUCAUAGCUGGGAGCCUACGACCCUCGGCCUAUCUGCACUGGGAGAAGCUUGGGCGUUCCUACGAGCAGCUGAUUGGCAUCGACGACGUUGCCCAGUACUCCCGCAAGUACUGGCUUUGGUGGGAAGCAGUGCAACCUGCACGGCGUCUCCCAGAGGACAAGCUCCUCCCCAUCGAGCAGUUCGAGGACCUCGUGGGAGGCAUGGAGGAUUGGGAUGGCCUGGACAAGUGCUGUGGGAAGGACGGUCUCAUCCAAGCCUUGAUGAUGCUGUUCUGGUGGGGAGGUGCCGUGAACUUAGGUGGCGGCCAUUGCACGUCGUUGGAGCGGUGGAUAGAGUGGGACUCCGCCGUUCGGGACUUUGGUGAUAUCCUCGCGCUCAUGAUGCGCACACCUGGCUUUGAGAAGGUGGCACGCAAGCGAACACGGACCCUUCGCGCUACUACCAAGGACGGCGACGGUACGGCUUCCUCCAAGAAGCGCGCACAUCAAGAUCUCGACACUUCAAAUGGUCUCUCGGAGCCCUCGAAGCGCUCGCGUAAGGCCAGCAUCGGCAAAACAUCCCAUACGCGCACAGCACUCACUGGCAAGGCUGCGAAGAAACGCAAGGCAUCUCUUGAUGGUGGUGGACAGACGAAGCGCCGCCCGACUACCCUCUCAGCCGAGCUCGUGCCGUCCGUCGACAUCCCGUCCGCCGAUCUGUCAACACCCUCUGCUGACAUCGCCUCCGCUGUCGAUGCCGGUCCUGCGCGUGCACUACGUGACCGCACCAAGCUUGUCAAGACCUUCAAAGCCCGGCCCCAGGAGUAGGUUACGGAGUGUUGUUG